Molecule: messenger RNA, 393 nt
Organism: Macrobrachium nipponense
Lineage: Eukaryota; Metazoa; Arthropoda; Malacostraca; Decapoda; Palaemonidae
Exons: 2
Coding region: 1-393 (130 amino acids)
Source: RefSeq, a predicted model, not a curated record
AUGGCCGGACCUGCAAAAGAAAAGGAGCAAGGUUACUAUGACAACCUGAUGAAGGCGUUGACAACCGACAAUCCGGAACUAGGCCUGCAGGUACCGUUCCAGAGACCUUCAGGUACCAUUGUUGCUGCGUAUGGAGAUGAGGAACUGAAGGUGCCACUAACACCUGAGGCCUGGAAGGAGGAACGAUGGAACUUCCCCCACGUAAUUGGAGCUGUAGAUGAAAAACACAUCGGGCUCAGAAUCCCUCCCCUUGGUGGUACACAUUACUUCAACUACAAGAAGUUCUACUCCAUGGUUUUACUUACAAUUGCUGAUGCUUCAUACAAGUUCCUGUACGUGGACAUGGGUGCCAUUGGGUCAGAGUCGGACGGUGGCGUACCUGUAUUUUCUUAA